Messenger RNA from Uncinocarpus reesii 1704, 642 nucleotides. RefSeq lists its product as uncharacterized. The coding region runs from base 1 to 642 and encodes 213 amino acids. The transcript has a single exon. Gene Ontology annotation, biological process: protein phosphorylation. Gene Ontology annotation, molecular function: protein kinase activity; ATP binding. Lineage: Eukaryota; Fungi; Ascomycota; Eurotiomycetes; Onygenales; Onygenaceae. The record is from RefSeq and is a predicted model, not a curated record.
AUGAAUGCUUUGUGGGGUAGUACCCUCCCUGAAGGUCUCAGCAUAGUGGAUAAAUACAGGAUUCUCGGCAGACCUCAGCGAAAAUUGAUCCCAUAUAAUACUUGGAAACCGGGAGAACUUGUGGCACCAAUAAAAGUUCCUAUAUCAUUCUGCUCAGAGAAGUUCUAUCUUGCGGAUUUUGGCACAGCACUGCAGAUUGGUAGCCUGGCAGUGUCAGAUGCACCAAUUGUGAUUCCGCCUCAAGAAUAUUGCUCUCCAGAGCGACUUCAUGGCGCCACGCCUCACUAUUCCUGUGACAUGUGGAGCUAUAUGUGUGUCUUCUCAGAUCUUUAUUUUGGGGGCCCUCUCUUUCGCUGUUUCAAUGAUGUUGUUGCAUGUCUAGGCCCUGUGUCCGCAGAUUUAAAAGGGAAAUAUCUCUGGCCGAAAUUCAGUGAGGAUCGAUGGUAUGACCAAAAUACCACUGCUACUGGCCUUGAGGACCGACUUCAAUUGCACCAACCAAAAGUUAGUUCAACUGAGAUGAAGCUUCUCCUCUCAGUUCUGAAAAGAGGUUUCGCCCUUGAACCCAAACACCGUCUGACUGCAGACCAACUUCUCCAAAAUCCCGAUUUCAAUACUCUUAUCAAUCUUUAUUGUGGCUAG